Messenger RNA from Coregonus clupeaformis (lake whitefish), 2162 nucleotides. Its product is annotated as 4F2 cell-surface antigen heavy chain. The transcript has 12 exons. The record is from RefSeq and is a predicted model, not a curated record. Gene Ontology annotation, biological process: amino acid transport; carbohydrate metabolic process. Lineage: Eukaryota; Metazoa; Chordata; Actinopteri; Salmoniformes; Salmonidae. Bases 87 to 1622 code for a protein of 511 amino acids.
GUGAGCCCCUGACGCUGUAAGACAUUUUACAGUAGGGGAGAGAGGAGAUACAAGUGAGUGGAAGCGAAAACAAAACCCUCCCGAACAUGAGUAAGGACACAGAGGUCGAUAUGAAGGAUGUUGAGUUGAACGAGUUGGACCAGGAGAAGUUACCGAUGACCGGCGACGGACCGGGGGCUGAGAAGAAUGGGAGCGUGAAGCUGAAGGUACCGGAGGAGGAUGUUAAGUUUACCGGGCUGUCGAAGGAAGAGCUCAUGAAAGUCGCUGGCACACCCGGGUGGGUGAGGACUCGCUGGGUGCUCCUGGCGCUGUUCUGGCUGGGCUGGGUGGGGAUGCUGGCUGGGGCCAUAGUGAUCAUCGUCCAGGCCCCCAGGUGUAAACCCAUACCUGAGAUGAACUGGUGGAAUCAGGGUCCUCUCUAUCAGAUAUCUGACCUGGGCGCCUUCAAUCAAGACAAGGGAAUUAAAGGUGUUGUGGAGGUACUAGACAGUCUGAACCAGUUGAAGGUGAAGGGCCUGGUUCUGGGGCCUCUCCACACUGUACAGAAGGACCAGGCAGACACACUAGACCUUGUCUCCAUGAACCCUGUUGUAGGAACGGACCAGGACCUGCUGAUCCUGCUGGAAAAGGCACACAAGAAGGGUAUCUCUGUGGUGUUGAACCUGACCCCUAACCCUGGAGCUGACCCCUGGUUCAGUCCUGACCGCCUGCCUGAAGUACUGGACAAACUCGGGGCUGCUGCUGAACACUGGCUAGGUAUGGGUGUGGACGGAGUGCAGGUGUCCGGCCUCGCUGCUGCCUGCGACUCUUCUGAUUGGGCCAAGGUCCAGGGUGUCGUCCAGGGCAACAGGACAGAGGUGGACGUGAAGAAGAGAGCUCUAAUAGGGGUGGUUGAUGGUCUCAACUCCUCUGCUGUCUCUCAACUUCUCAACUCCUCUGGUGUGGACCUGAUACUGUCUGAUGUCCUUAACAAUGGUAACUCAGGUGUCCAGCGAGCCCUGUCCAUCUACAGCCUGGUCUCUACCCAGAAACAAAGCUCCCUAGCCUGGGGGCUAGGAGGCACUUGGGGGAACCAUCUGGCGUCAGUGGUAGAGAAACCAGAACUGGUCCGACUCUACCAGCUAAUGCUCUUCACUCUGCCUGGAACACCGGUCUUCAACUAUGGAGAUGAGAUGGGACUAGUGGACCAGGGCUCCACCUCUCCUAAGAUGCUGUGGGACAUUGAGGAGGAGGCGGCGGCUGAAGGAGCUGGGAACAACGAGACUGCUGAGGCCCAGAAAACUCAUCGUCUGACCUGUCGUUCGUGGUUUAAGACCCUCUCUGACCUGAGGGGUAAGGAACGUUCCCUCCUCCACGGAGACUACUUCCCCCUCCACUCCUCCUCCUCAUCCCUCGCUUUCCUGCGUCUGUGGGACCAGAGCGAGAGAUACGUGACGGCCGUCAACUGGGGCUCCGCCACCCUAACCAUGGACCUCAACUACCAAGACCUGAGUCUCCCGGAGCAGGCUAAAGUCAAGCUGAGUACGGACCCUGAGAACCUGGCUGCGGACAGCUCUGUCUCGCUGGAUAAACUGCAGCUGGGACCAGGACAUGCUGUUCUGCUGACCUUCCCCUUCGCUUAGGAAGGGCUAGAGCAGAGACCAGGGCUACAACAGACCAGGGCUACAACAGGCCAGAACAAGAAACUAAUAGAGCUAACUUUUAGACCGUGGGCGGAGGGAGAAUGCAGAGGAUGUUUUCGACCACAGACAACUAGCAGAAGGAAUAUACAGUAUGAAACAGUCGUUUUUAGCCAGUGCUUAGGUCGGUAUUAAGGUUGGGUAUUUCCAACUGUUAAAACAUUCCAGUUCAGAUUUGAUGAAAUGUUUUUGUUGGCCAUUGUUUGAAAACUUUUUAAAAGGAACUUUUUAGUUCCAUAUUUUUUCAAUUUGUUUAUGACAUGUUGUGUUGAACUGUUUGGAGAGGGGAACAUGUCAGUUUGAAUUUAAAAACGGUUAAUUUUCAAUCUGUCCAUUCCAUCCAGUGGAAUAUAAUUGUCAUUCAAAUGCUAGUAAUGGAGGAGAUAGUAUUGCUAGCUUCCUACUGCUAGAUGUUGUUCUGACUAAAAAGUUGAAAGGAAUCAAAUAAAAAGCCCUGCGUUAUAUUGCCUGGUGACAAUCAAA